Molecule: messenger RNA, 2547 nt
Organism: Ichthyophthirius multifiliis
Lineage: Eukaryota; Ciliophora; Oligohymenophorea; Hymenostomatida
Product: zinc carboxypeptidase family protein, putative
Exons: 8
Biological process (GO): protein side chain deglutamylation; proteolysis
Molecular function (GO): metallocarboxypeptidase activity; zinc ion binding
Source: RefSeq, a predicted model, not a curated record
AUGCUCUUGAAAAAGGGAAUUUUUAUAGAUCAUUAGUGUAAACCAGAUGAUUUUUUUAGAUGUAAAAUAUGCGGGAAAUUAUUAAAAUGGGUAUAUUAUGGUAAUGUUCGGAUAUAUGAACCUUAUUAAAUAAUUUAUUAUGAUUUUUCUUAUAUAGUUAAUGAAGAAAAACAAGAUAAUGAUAUAAUGAAUAGAAACUUUACUGAAAUAAAAUAUUUAAUUAAAUAAAGAGAAUUUGCUCUAUAUAUGUUAAAUAGAGAGUAAGGAUAUGGAUUUUUAGACUUUUUUCAUUAAAAAAAAUAAUAAAUAUCAAGGAAUUUACAAAAUUUGUGUAUAACAGGAGAUGAAAUAUGUAAGGAAUUAGAAUUUUACUCAGAUUUUGAAAAUGGAAAUAUGAAUAGUGUAAUAAUAAAUAAAAAUUUAAAGAAAGCAAAAAUAAUAUUAAAAUCAGAUACUAAUAGUUUAGGAUUCACACAAUGGUUUUAUUUUGGUGUAAAAUUUUGGGGGGAAUAAAAUUCUAUAGUUAAUUUCGAAAUUUUAAAUUCCAGAAAAAAUAAGAAUCUAUUUUAAAUUGGAAUGCCUAUUUAUAUUGGUUCUAUUGUUUAAAAUGAUUAAGAUAACCAAUAAUUAAUUUGGGAAAAAAGUAAUGUAAAACUUUAAUAUAAAAAGUCUUAAUUUCAUAGGAAAAACGAAUAAUAAACUGAUUAUUUUUAUAGUUUAAAUUUUGAUUUUUAAUUUUAAAAAUAAGGUGAAAGAGUUUUAUUUUCAUACCAUAAGCCUUAUACAUUUACUGAUUUAGUUUCUUUUUUAGAAAAUAAAGAAUAAUAUUUAAGAAAAUAGUAAAAUAUAACUGAAGAAUUUAACCUAAAAACGCGAUCUUUAACAAUACAGAGUGAAAGUAUUUUCUAUAAAAAAGAAAUAAUAGGUGGUUCAAGACUCGGAUUAUCAAUUUUUGGAAUUGAAAUAAGUUCUUCCAAGAAAAAGAAGGAGAGUUUAGACUAUGAAAAAAGAAAAAUAAUAGUUUUUUAAGGCCGUUAACAUCCCAGUGAAAGUCCUUCUUCAUUAAUAAUAUAAGGAAUAAUCGAUUUUUUACUAAAUAUGGAAGAUUAGAUUAGUAAUAAAUUAAAAGAUUUAUUUAUAUUCAAAAUUUUCCCCAUGAUAAACCCUGAUGGCGUUUUUGUAGGAAAUUCAAGGACAAAUAUUAGCGGAUUUGACUUAAAUAAGCAAUGGGAAGAUACAAGUGAAACUUUAUAACCAGAAAUUUAUUUUCUUAAAGAAUAUUUUAGAUAAAUAAAAAAAUAAGAAAUUUUUGCUUUUCUAGAUAUACAUAGUUCAGCUAGUAACAAAAAUGCGUUUGCUUUCGGAUGUGAAAAUUAGGAAAUAAACUCGAAUUUUUAAUGGGUAAGUAAUAGGGUAUUAAUGAAAAUAAUGCAUGAAUCAAUGCCUUAUUUUAACUAUUUUUAAUGUAAAUUUUCGGUUAAAAAUUAAGAGUGUGCUAGAGUGUAUUUUUGGAAGAAAUUAAAAGCAAUAUUUUCAUUUAAUUUCGAUGUUAGUUUUUCGGGUUUGAAAAAAAUUAGUAUUUUUAAUUAAAUGAGGCAAAGAAAUUAGAAAAAAAUAAACUUAUUUCUUAAUUGGAAAAUGAAGUCAUUGAUUAUGAUGAGUUUAUGGAAUUAAAAGAUUAAAUUUUUAAAUAAAUUGAUGAUGAAAAUAAUAAUUAAAUAUUAUCUGAUAAUACUAAAAAGGAAAAUAAUGAUAAUGAUAAUGAUUAAUCACUAGAAGAUGAAGAAGAAGACGAAAAUGAAAGUACUUUUUUUUAAUAUAAAGAAAACGAAAACAUUAAUAAUUAAAAAACAGAAAACUAAAAUAUUAUAAUAUAAAAAAAUGAUAAUAAUGAAAAUAUUUGUAUUUAAAAAAUAGAAAAUGUAAACAUAGAUAUUUAAAAUAAUAAUAAAAAUGAAAAUAUUAUAAAUUAAAAUAAUUAAUACUAAAAAAAUAAAAACGAAUAGAAUAUAAUAUAGUUUGAUGAUAAAUAAUAUAUAUAAAUGGGAUAAGACAUAUGCUUUAAUUUAUUAAAAUUUAGUUUAAUGUAUUCUUCUAUGUAAGAAGAAAUAUUAAAUAAUAAAACAAAAGAUUUAAUUUUAAACUAAGAAAUAUAAAAUAUAGAAACAAAAAAAAACUUAAAAAAUUUAAUUAAAAAAAAUUCUUCUUUUUUUUCUUCUUAAAAAUCGCUUUCAAGAAAAAACUCUUUUAGAAGAAAAAGAAUUAGAAUAUGACACUGAUUCUUAACCUGAAGAUGAUCUUUUAUAUGAAAAUAGAUCAAUCAAAUUAAAAUAAGAAAAUAUGAUUGAAGAAUUAACUGACGAAAAUAUACAAUAAAGAUAACUUUUAUAUUAAUAAAUUUAACAAAAGUUUAAAUCUGAUAAAUAUUAAGAAUUUUUAGAUGUUCUUACACAAAACGAAUUGAAUUUAUUACUUUAAGGAAAAUUAACAAUCGACGAAUUCGGCAAUAUUACAAGAAAAAAAAAUAAUGAUGAUAACGAUUAUUGA